Molecule: messenger RNA, 3111 nt
Organism: Rhagoletis zephyria (snowberry fruit fly)
Lineage: Eukaryota; Metazoa; Arthropoda; Insecta; Diptera; Tephritidae
Gene: Ir68a
Product: Ionotropic receptor 68a
Cellular component (GO): membrane
Molecular function (GO): ligand-gated monoatomic ion channel activity
Source: RefSeq, a predicted model, not a curated record
AUGUACCAAUACGUAUUUCGAUUAUUCCCAAUUUUGUUGCCAGUUAUGCAUUUUUGUAGCGCCAAUAAAGAGGGUAUCAGCAUCAUAGAAUCCUACAUCAGCGAUACGCCCCACCAGAGCCUCCACAAUUUACUCACCACACUUUUGUCCUCAUCCCGCAUUGAGCGCUGUUUUGUUGUGAUCACCGAUGACACCUAUCAACCGCUGUACGAUGAGCAAUUCUUUCACAGCAAACGUCCGCCACGCGCCUAUUACUUCCUUAAAGUGCCACCGUGGGAGGACUUACUGGCACCAAAUUAUCAAACAGUGCGGGUUUUGAAGAAAAUACGCGCACACAAUUGUGAAUUUAUAUUCAUCACGCUGCUGAAUGGGCUACAGGUGCAACGUUUUCUUCGCUUCGUCGAGAAUCAUCGAAUACUGAACUUGCAACAGCGUUAUGUCUUGUUGCAGGACACACGACUCUUAACAGCCGAUAUGUGGUAUAUAUGGAGCAUUAUGAUAUCGACCAUUUUUGUGAAGCCCAUAGAAGGGCAAAGAUUUCUUUUGAGCACCAUUGCAUAUCCGGAAAUAUUGAACGGAUUGGUGGUGACGAAACGCCUAAUGCUGUGGGAAGUGGGUAAACGCAUAAAAAUCAAUCAACUUUAUGAAGAUAGAACCUCAAAUUUGAAAGGCUAUUCCUUGCCCAUCGUUGUCUUCGAGCAUGUACCCAUGGUCAAACGUGGUACAGAUAAUUCCAGCUUUGUGGGACUUGAGGUGGAAAUUAUAAGGGCGCUGGGCAUUAAACUCAACUUUAAGCCUAAAUUCUAUGAGACUAACGAUGCUGCUAUGGCGCAUUGGGGCAAAAAGUUACCAAAUGGCAGUUAUUCGGGUAUACUAGGCGAUAUGGCGCAUCGCAGUGCACGUCUCGCCAUUGGUAAUUUGCAUAUGUAUAAACUCUAUGCCUCCGUUAUGGAUCUCUCUUGGCCUCAUAGCUUCGAAUGUUUAACAUUUCUGACACCUGAGUCCUCGCAGGAUGAUAGCUGGCGCACCCUAAUACAGCCGUUCAGUGGCGGCAUGUGGGCUGGUGUACUUCUAUCCCUAUUCAUUGUGGGCACAGUUUUCUAUAUAAUAUCCAGUCUACACGCCAUACUACUACAGCGUCGCAUUCGUUCAUCUCAUCGCAUUUUAAAUUGGACAGAAUGGCGCAGUAAAGGGCUCUCACGGCCUUGUCACAGUUUCGAUGCUAAACUUUUUCGGGACGUACAUUUUCGUCGUUAUCUGAGCCGUUUGAAAUCACUACCACAACGUAAUGUGGAUCUCUUCGAUGAAUACUCAAAUUGUUUGCUCUACACCUACAGCAUGUUAAUGUAUGUUUCAUUGCCACGCCUACCGCGUAUUUGGAGUAUACGCGUGCUCACUGGCUGGUAUUGGCUCUAUUGCAUUUUGCUAACGGUCAUCUAUCGAGCGAGUUUAACUGCGAUUCUGGCGAAUCCAACAGCGCGUAUUACUAUUGACACCCUGGAAGAGCUGUCCAAGAGCUAUGUAACCAGCACUGCUUGGGUUGAGGAGAAUAAGCAAUUCUUUGUGGAGUCAUUCGAUGAGGUGGCUCAAGAAAUUGGAGAAAAAAUGGAAAUAGUGGAUGAUAUUGAAAGUGUGACUGACCGCAUUACUAAAGGUGAAUAUGCUUAUUUCGAUAAUGAAUAUUUUUUGCGGUACUUACGCAUGAAAGGCGCACAGCGCCGCGAGCAGCAACAAAUAGCCGAAGUUGUAUUGCAUAUAAUGCGUGAGUGUGUCAUACAAAUGCCAGUGUCUUUGGGUUUGGAGAAGAAUUCGCCACUACAGCCGAAUGUGAAUAAAUAUUUGAGACGGCUCAGUGAAGGAGGUCUCACCGCCAAAUGGCUAAAGGAUGCCAUUGCCGAGCUCCCCGCAGAGGAACGUACACCAGAAGAGGCAGUAAUGGAUUUGCCAAAGAUAUGGAGCUCAUUUAUAGCGCUUGGCAUUGGUUAUUUUCUGGGCAUCUGUGCCAUAGCCGGCGAGUGGCUACACUUCGAAUAUGUAGUGCGAAAGCAUCCACUCUACGAUGUUUACAAUAAGAAUUUGUAUUAUAAUUUUAAACGAAAAUUUUCUAGUUACUAAUUUACAAAUUAUUAAAAAUGUAUAUAAAUACAAAGAAAUACACCGGAAAAUUAAUGCUUGUAAAACAGAAAAAAAAAUGAAAAUCAAAGCAUUUGUGGUUUUACACUAUUCAAGUAAAUAGUUUAAUGUUUCAUCUUUAUAAGUACAUUCAUCAUACAUAAAGAGCUAUUGUAUAAUUGUUUUUCAUUAGACUCGAUUACACUACAUACACAUUUACAACGUGUUAGAAAAAGCACGUUUUGUUGACUUUUUGUUCUUAAUAAAUAAAUAUAAAAAUGCAUAUGGAGCAUAGGACAAUACAUAUGUAUAUCAUGAUAAUGCAUAAAUAUAAAAAUAUACGUAGAUAUACAUAAAAUAUAAACAGAUUAAUACUUAAUAAUGUGCGGAAUGCUUUCAGUGCUUUACGGUUUUACUAAAAAUACGUAUGUAUACAUAUGUAUCAGGGAUGUAACGAAUAUUUGCAUAUGCAUUCGUUAUGCGAAUGAUUCGCAUCAUUGUACACAUUCGCAUUCGCAUCAACUGAUACGAAUGUUUUGCGAAUGCGAAUGUGUAUGUACAUGAGCAGAGAGCCUACUGUAAUAUUUUUAAAUUGGCUCUAAGUCUGUCUAACCAGGGUGCGGACAACAACCGGUUUUUAGCAUCAGUUGCUAAACGCUUAAUUAGUAUAUAAGCAACAUUGAUGGGCCUGCUGCUAAAAAUCUUAUAAGCAACCUAGAAAUAAUUUUAGAUUCCUGCAGCGAAAGUGAAGGCUCGGAUGUAGAAUCUGGAGGCAAAAAAAAAAUGUAAAAUUAUGCUCAAUUGAAGGCCUAUCAUAAAGAAAAACGAGCCCAUCUCAGUGAAAAUCCUCUAGAUUGGUGGAAAACUAACCACAAAUACGAUAAAUUGACAGAUCUGGCCCGCAAAUACUAUUUGAGCACUCCACCCGCUAGCGUUCCAAGUGAGCAAUUGUUCAGUGCAGCCGGCCUUAUAUAUGAGCCUCUAAGAAAUCGCCUCAUG